This is a messenger RNA of Sinocyclocheilus rhinocerous, 2822 nucleotides long. Its product is annotated as serine/threonine-protein kinase DCLK1-like. Gene Ontology annotation, molecular function: protein kinase activity; ATP binding. The transcript has 16 exons. Gene Ontology annotation, biological process: protein phosphorylation; intracellular signal transduction. Lineage: Eukaryota; Metazoa; Chordata; Actinopteri; Cypriniformes; Cyprinidae. The record is from RefSeq and is a predicted model, not a curated record.
UAGAGAUGACAAGCCAUUAGAUGUGUGCUUUCAUAUCGACUGUGCUCAUCGGAUACACUCGCACAAAGAUACUACAGCCCCGGGUGUUGACAUGGAGCUGGAGCAUUUCGACGAACGGGACAAAGCACAAAGAUACAGCCGUGCGGGUUCACGUGCGAACGGCCUCCCGAGCCCCACGCACAGCGCCCACUGCAGCCUGUACCGAACACGGACCCUACAGGCUCUGAGCUCGGAAAAGAAAGCCAAGAGGGUCCGGUUCUACCGCAAUGGAGACCGAUACUUCAAAGGGAUUGUGUACGCUAUUUCCAAUGACAGAUUCAGGUCUUUCGAUGCUCUGCUCGCAGACCUCACCCGCUCCCUAUCAGAUAAUAUAAAUCUGCCUCAGGGCGUCCGGACCAUUUAUACCAUUGACGGGUCGAAGAUUACAAGCAUGGAUCAGCUGGUGGAAGGGGAGAGUUACAUUUGUGGAUCAAUUGAGCCUUACAAGAAUCUGGAAUACACUAAGAAUGUCAACACCAACUGGUCAGUCAACGUCAAGACCACUGCAUCGGCACGAGCGCCCACCUCUCUGGCCAGCGCCACGGCUGGUUCAAUAGAAACCAAGGAUAACAAGGAUUUCAUCCGACCCAAACUGGUGACCAUAAUCCGCAGCGGGGUAAAGCCUCGGAAAGCCGUGCGUAUACUUCUCAACAAGAAGACGGCCCAUUCGUUUGAGCAGGUUCUCACGGAUAUCACAGAUGCCAUCAAACUGGACUCUGGAGUGGUCAAGAGGCUUUAUACGGUGGAUGGUAAACUGGUGGCAAGCCUUCAGGACUUCUUUGGUGAAGAUGAUAUAUUUCUUGCCUGUGGCCCAGAGAAGUUCCGCUACCAGGAUGACUUCCUGUUGGAUGAGAGUGAGUGCAGGGUGGUGAAAUCGCAGUCCUAUGGCCGUAUUUCUUCCAUGCAGGGCCGCUGCUCUCCCCGCAGCGGUGGACCUUCAAGAAGGAGCAAGUCCCCUGGUUCCAGCACUAACGGAACAGCAGGUAGUCAGCUCUCGACCCCACGGUCAGGCAAAUCUCCCAGUCCAUCUCCCACCAGUCCAGCCAGUCUGAGAAGACGAAGGGGCUCUCAGCACAGUGGCUCCUCCCUCUCUCUGGCCUCCACCAAGGUGUGCAGCUCCAUGGAUGAGGGCGAUGGGCCAGGCAGUGAAGCUGAGCUGAUGGAGGAUUGUCCUCAGGUUCCUGCUUCCAUAGCCGAAAGGUACAAGGUGGGGCGAAUGAUUGGCGAUGGGAACUUUGCUGUGGUCCGAGAGUGUGUGGAGAGAUCCACAGGCCGAGAGUACGCUCUGAAGAUCAUUAACAAGAGCAAAUGCAGAGGGAAGGAACACAUGAUCCAGAAUGAGGUGUCCAUUCUUCGGAGAGUGAAGCAUCCUAAUAUUGUUCUGCUGAUUGAAGAAAUGGACACAUACAGUGAACUUUACCUGGUCAUGGAGCUGGUCAAGGGUGGUGACCUCUUUGAUGCCAUCACCUCCUCCAACAAAUACACAGAGCGGGACGCCAGCGGAAUGCUGUAUAACCUGGCCAGCGCUAUCAAAUAUCUGCACAGCCUUAACAUUGUUCACCGUGACAUCAAACCUGAGAAUCUUCUGGUGUGUUUUUGAGUAUUACAGAGGGAAUAUUGUCACUAAAAAUCACAGUGUGAGAUAAAGCUGAACUUGGCAACAGUUGUGGACGGUCCGCUUUACACUAUAUGUGGCACCCCGACCUAUGUAGCUCCAGAGAUUGUCGCAGAGACGGGGUAUGGAUUGAAAGUUGAUAUCUGGGCGGCCGGAGUCAUAACAUACAUAUUGCUUUGUGGCUUCCCUCCUUUCCGUGGGAGCACAGAUGAUCAGGAGGCUCUUUUUGACCAGAUUAUGAUGGGACAGCUGGAUUUCCCUCUUCCAUACUGGGACAAUGUAUCUGACUCUGCAAAGGCACUUAUUACCUGCAUGCUACAGGUGGAGGUCGAACAGAGAUACACAGCUCUCCAGGUGUUAGACCAUCCCUGGGUCAAUGAUGACAGGAUGUGUGAGAAUCAGCACCAGUUGUCUGUGGCCGGCAAGAUUAAGAAACAUUUCAACAUGGGCCCCAAACCCAACAACACCACAGCAGGAGUCACUGUCAUAGCAACCACCCCUCUUGAUAAGGAGAGGCAGGUUUUCAGACGAAGACGCCACCAGGAUGUGAAAGCGGCUGCUCCCCGCAGCACCCAGAGCACCUUCCCCUCCAGCCCCGCCACCGGCCCGACCCUCUCUCCAGCAGAGUUCACCUCCGAGUCAGAGGAUAUUUCCCCCAGCUCGGCCGAAACGGUCCGCUCACCCACAUCACCGUUUUAAGCACAGGAAUCAAUGGAAAAUGAUCUAGAAAGAAAAGGUAAAUCGGCUUGUGUAUAGCAAAAGAUGACAGUUUUUGAAAAUUAAUGUUUGUUACGUGGUGGAGCAGAUGUGGUUAACUAGGACUGGAUGGGCUGGUUUUCUCUGUUCAAAUUCUGUGAGGGUAGCACACCUGAACAGGUGUAAAAAUAAUCUCACUCUCUUAACAGUUAUUCAUCCGAAUUGAGAAGCCCUUGUCAUUGUUUAAGAGUUUUCUCUUCAUAACUACCGUUUGGUGCUAUAUGAGGUUUUGUUUGUAGACCAUCCUACUCUUUGACGCCCUCUAGUGUUUGAUAGAAAGUAAUGCAGCCAAACCUCCCGCUCUGUUUCUAGUUAUCACACACAUGAUCGUGUGUUUAAUACUUAUAAUAAACCUGCAAUGUCUUAACAUAUUUUCUUUCAGUGACAAAAUCUUUUACGUGAGUUUUUUACC